AAUCUUCGGCUGUUCUUUGAACAAGAAGCCGAACUUUCCACCUGUUUCGUGGUUUGUGUUUUUUUCAUGUUGUUUUAAGUUUUAAUAAUUACGUUAAUGGUUUACAAUUGCUCACGUUUUAUUGAACUAGUAUAAAAAAUAUUAAUAAUAGUUAUUACGCAUAUAAUUAUAUUCGUUACAAUUAAUGAAUUAUUGCAAUGUAUACAAGUUAAAGAUUUACAACAAUUGUGUAUUUUUGAAAAUAAAAAUAUAACGAAGUAUGUCAUAAUACAACACUAUAAUGAUGGAUACACUAAAUAAAAUAAUAAAAUCGGAAAUUUCAAUUGAUGAAAUUUUAGAAUGGUUAACUGCCAAUAAUUAUGAUGAUAUUAACUUUCCCAACAUCGCUCAUACUGAUUCAUCACCUACUGAAUUCAUCUCAUAUUUUCUAGAUUACUUGAGAAAACAAUGUCACGGUAUAUUACACGUUGGAAAUAAUGAUGCUUCAGAGGGUCAAGUUAAAAAAACUGUUUGUUGUACACCAUCAAAACAAAAAGAGUUUUUCGAUAAAAAUAAACAUCAAAUAAUUGGUGAAAAUAAAAGUUCAAAAUUACAAUUGUCAACAGAAUUUAAUGAUGAUAAAAGUAAUUCGUCAGAACGAAACUUUAUUGACACCAAUACAGAAAAUGAAAGUUGUGAAUUAAAACUUACGAGUACUCCAUUGCAAAAAAUUCCACAUAUUAAGACUCAAACUGAUGGAUCAAUUACUCCGGGUAUCAUUGAUAUUUCGAAAAAUAUGUCGACUGUUGAUUCAGUGUCAAGUUUUAAUGAAUUAUCAAAAUCUUUUAGCCCAAUUGUAAAUCGCAGCUAUCCACAAUCAAGCAAUUUAAAUCGUUCUGUAAAUAUUGAUGAUGCUUCCAAUGGUGAUCAAAGUAUAUCAAGUACAUCUUUGCAAGUAAGGCAGUCUAUGAUCAAUGAAUCUAAUGACUCAAAUGCGUCAUUGAAUACAAGUAUGAUUCCUUGCAGUCCUAUUUCGCCAUUGUAUACCAAUUAUAUGGCGCCAAAAUGUAAUCCAUCAAAUGACAUCCCUUUGAAAAAAAAAGCUCCUAGGAGUAGAAAUAAAAAUAAAAGUCCUAUUUAUAAGCAAAAUAACAAUCAGAUAAUAAAUGAUAACAGUCAUAGUAUAUGUUUUGGUGACUUUUUAAGUACAGAAGUAAACAAUUUAAAAAAAAAUAAUAAGAAAGAUAGAACAAAAAAUUUUAAAUUGAAAACUACACCUAAUUCAGAAUCUUCGAAAAAUGAAUCAUCAAUACAAGUUAGUCAAAGUCAAUUGAAGUCUAAGCGUCGCAUUAAACCUACAAAAUUGGAUCUUUCUUCUGAUACAAUAAACAAAGUGCAAGUUUUUGGUAUAGUAAACAGGCCACGAAUAGUGAAUCCGCAGUUUGUGGAAACUCAACCAAAUGAUAAAUUAAACGAAAUGUCGUCAUUUGAAAUUGAAAGAGAAUUAUUGAAAUUAGAAAGACAAAAACAACCAAAAGCUGAUGUUAUUACUGAAGUAACUAGUCAGGAAUUAAAAUGUGUCAUUAAACCUAAAUCAUCUCCAUUUAUUGUACCUAAAUUAGAACUCGUUGAAAAUAUCAAAGUGUUAGAUAUUUUAGCAAAACUUUAUUCGUGUCUAUUAAGUAAAAAUUUAAUUUUAAAUCCGAUGUCGGAAUUAUAUUUUAUUAUUUCUUUGAUUACAUUUCAAUAUAAAUUACCUGAAGAUGAAGACAAAAGCCUGAUUACAGUAGAAAAAAAUAAACAAAACAAUAAUUUAAGUUCAUUAGAUGAAUUAAAAAUAAAUUUAGGAGUUUCAGAUAUUGUUGAAGAUGGUUCUGAAAUAAGUGAUGAUAAUAAUAAGGCUCAGUUAAAUGAAAAAGAUGAUUUCAAAUCUGUAAUGGAUGAAUCAACAGAUAGUAAAAAACUUGAGUUAUCUCAAAAUGAAAAAAACUAUUUCAGUACAGCUCAUAAUUGUAUUUAUUUUGCAACAGCUGUUCUUUUCAAUGGAAAAAAUUUGUUGUCAGUAUUAGAUCGAGCAACGUUGAAGUUGCUUUAUGAUAAUGCACUGAUAGUAACAUUUCAACCAACACUACGAGAGUAUUUAAAAGAAUUAUACUCAGUUAAAUGUAUACGAUCUAAACAAUUUAAACCAUACAAUGAUGCCGGUAUAUUGCAAACAAAUGUUUGUUUCCAAAUGGACACAGAUAAUCGAGAAAAUUUUCCUUCACCUUUAGCAUUUUCUACAUUUCGAAAACAACGCGAUUUAUUUUAUGAAAUUUUAAAAACUUGGGAAGAAAAUCAUUUACGUCCGAAUUGGUCUUUUUCCACGACAUUAGAUAAAAAAAUAAACACGUUGUUAUCAAUGCAUCAUGAUGCUAUAAAUUAUUAUCAUAUUGCACGAUUAUUCAAAUCACAGCUUUUAAUGUCUUCUGUACAAAUUGGAAAAAACCAGGAACAACUGGAUGAUGAUCAAAAUUUGAGUGUUUUUAAAUAUUUAAAAGACAUAGAUCCAGAAAAGUUGAAACAAUUAAAGGAACGAUUGGUAACUCCAGUAACAUCAUUAGGACCAGUACCACAUCCAGAAUUUCUUGGAAUCCAAGAAUUUUAUAGGGAUUUUAUUUUAGCUUCUUCUAAUCCAAAAUUUAAUGUUAUUUUAGAACAUUGUUUUAUUCAAGAAAUAAUAGAAUUAAAUGAAACACAAUUUACAUGCAGUGAUAUUGAUACAAAAGAAAAUUCAGUAGAUGAAAUCACAAAGCAAAAUUACAUUAUUUGUUUAUCAAGUCUUCGAGUAAUGGCUAAAUUCUUAGGCUUUCUUGUAUCAUUACCAUUUAAAUCAGAAGUUAAAACAUUGGAUUCAAUAAAUACACAAAUAGCUUUGCGAAGUCGUACUCUUCCGCCUUUGGAUUUACAAGAAUGCUUAUCAAAUGCUAUAAAAAAUGGCAAAUUAUUGCUCACUGUUCCAUGGAUGGUUCAAUAUCUUGCCAUGAUGGAUUCAGUUUCAUUUUAUUUACCAUAUUAUUUAAAACUAUGUGAAAUUCUUUAUUAUAUAUAUCGUACUGCAUAUAACUUGUUAAAUCUCGAAACAGCAUUACUGAUAACUUUUUCCGUUGGAUGGCUUUUCGAACUUCCUAAUUUUCCAAAAGAUAUUUACUAUAACUGGCAUUCACACUACAACAGUCUAAAAAUAAUAGUAAAACCUUUGCGUAGUGAAAAAGAAUCCAUUAAAACAUCAUCGAAAUUAUUAGUUGAAACAUCAAAAAAUAUUACCGGACGCAAUAUAAUAUUAGAUGAAAUGAAAAUCAUUGACGACAGAGCGUUAUACAUUUGUUGUAAAUUUUUGAAAGAAUUAAAAAUAUUAUUAACAUCUGGAAAUUCAAGUAUAAAUAGCGGUAGUAAUGCCAAUCGUCAUAUUACGCCUGUCUCUUGCAAAUUAUCUCAGCCAUCAAAUUCUACAAAAGCAGUUACUCUGGAAUUACAAUUAGAGAAUGCCUUUUUUCAUAGUCAACCACGUUCAAUUAAAAAAACAGUUGAUUUUGUUUCUGAAAGAGUUGCUUCAACAUGUGUUAAAUAUAUUUGUGCAUUUGUGAUAUCAACGAUCAAAGAAAAAAAUUAUAAAAUAUGGAAAAACAAAAUAAGCAAAAAAACUAAUGAAGAAGUCAUCACAGCUGGCGGAAUGGGUGAGCAUAAAAAAAUUGUAACAUGUGAAAUUAAAGAUGAAUGUAAAAAAAUAAUUCCUAAGAUGUGUGAAGCAAAAAUAAAAAAUUCCAUCGAAUCAUUAUUAGCUGAAGAUAUUUUAGAAUCUGUAAAAAAUAUGUGUAUUAAAAUUGCUGUUAAAAUGUCAAUGGAACGAAUAAAUCAGUGGAUCGAUUCAUAUAUUAAUGGUGUUAUGACAUCAAAAAAUAUUUAUGAAGAUUAUUUAAAUAAAAAAUUAGCUGAUGGAGAUGAAGACUCAAAAAACAUCAGACAAAAUGUAAAGAUUGAUUUGAAAGAACCUUAUUCUACUUCAGUAAUUAAUGAUAUUCGUAAUUCUAUGUGGGAAUUGAUUGAACAAACUGGAAAAUGGUCAAUAUUAACUGAAGAUAAUAUUUUAAUUAAUAUCAAAAACACACGAUCAACAUUAUUUGAAAAAAAUGGUUUAAUACCAUCAACUAAAAAGGUUUUAUGUACUUUAAGUAUUGACUAUGCUUUACAUAUAAUGGUUUUUAAAAGUGAAUUAAUGACUAUCAAUGUAGAAAAUAAUUUUAUUGAAUUAUGGAAAUUGUACAGUGAUGCUGAUAAAUUGUUUUCAGGACUGUUAAGUCCUCGUAACAUAAAGCUUUUAAUGCAAACUUAUGAUUCAUCAAUUUGGACGAGAUAUGGGAAAUUUAUCCAAAGGUUGUUAGCAGAAAAUAUACUAACGAUUGAAAAUUUCAGUGAACAAUGUGUUGCAUUAUUGAGACUUGAAUGGCAUGUUCAUGUUUUAAAAUCAAUUCCAAGUUGUUUAUUGCAAGCAAUAAGUCAUUACAAUUGUUCAAACGAGCACACUGAAAAAGUUAAACAUCUAAUUGGUUGGAUUGCUGAAACAUGUUCUGAAUUAAAUUACAACUAAUAAAAUAGUUUAAAUUAUUAUUUUAUUUUCAUUUCUAUAUAACAAAUUAAUAUAU
This is a messenger RNA of Microplitis mediator, 4661 nucleotides long. It is a transcript of the gene dlt, whose product is annotated as codanin-1. Lineage: Eukaryota; Metazoa; Arthropoda; Insecta; Hymenoptera; Braconidae. Gene Ontology annotation, cellular component: nucleus. The transcript has 8 exons. Bases 281 to 4606 code for a protein of 1441 amino acids. The record is from RefSeq and is a predicted model, not a curated record. Gene Ontology annotation, biological process: chromatin organization.